AUGAGCUGCGCGCGAAACUUGAUAGGAAUCCGUCGCGACGCCUUCCACCUCUCGCUCGAGGCUGAGAAUGCCGGCGGCCCUCUGAUGGAGAUGGGCGUCUGCUGCCUCCAGUAUAUCAAGGCGAGGCACCGCCACCCCCUGCCCCAGACAGCGUCGACGGUCAUUGUAGACUAUGCCAUCGGGCGCAAAGGCCGCUACUGGUCAGGCAGGAAGGACCACGCCGUUCUGGUCGGGUCCGUGUUGGACCGAUACCGCUUUUGCACAAGCUUCCGAGGAGAACCACCUGUGGGUUGUGGUUGA
Messenger RNA from Gaeumannomyces tritici R3-111a-1, 300 nucleotides. RefSeq lists its product as hypothetical. Bases 1 to 300 code for a protein of 99 amino acids. The transcript has a single exon. The record is from RefSeq and is a predicted model, not a curated record. NCBI's taxonomy places the organism in Eukaryota, Fungi, Ascomycota, Sordariomycetes, Magnaporthales, Magnaporthaceae.